GUUUUUAUGUAAGAGCGCCGAGGGAGAGACUGAGUUUGUCAUCUAAAGCCAUAAAUGGUCCAAAGAUCAGGGAGGAACUGAGGGAGACAAAAAGAUAGGAGGAGUAGAGCUUCCCGUCCAGUUCCCUUCAGCUGCAGAGCUGCAACCAAGCUCCGCCGGGCUCCAGGUAAGCAGCAAUGGGUGAGGAAGCAGCCAUGGAGAUGAAAACCAUCUCAAAACGGGAAAGAAAGGUGAAAAUUCUGCUGAACUCGGAGAGCGGCAGCACCACACAGAACAGCUCCAUCGGCGUGGUCCGGUGGAACCUGCCCGACGAGGACGUCCAGACUCACAGCUCGGCCCCCAGCAUCUCGGCCAACUCCAACAACCUCACACACCGCUCGCAGACCAGCCUGAGGAACCUGCGCAGCCUGCAGGAGUGCAUAGAGUUCAUCAAACACUGGAAGGAGCAGGUGGACCAAGUGUGCAAGGGGUCUUCAGAUCCAGAGGAAGGCAGCAGCAGACGAGGGUCUCCGAGCUCCGACCGGCGUGCGGAACGCAGCCUGGAGGAGAGCAGGAAGCUGAUCCUGGAGUGGGCCGACGAGCUCCGCCACGUCGACAAGCUUUUACAGGAGUCGCCGUGGAACGAAGAGAAGGAGAACAAAAACGAUGAAGACGCCAGAGAGGAGGCUCAGCUGAAGAUCAUGGAGUGGGCAAAAGAGCUUCAGAGCGCGUCAGAGAGUUGCGGCUUGGAAAGUGACGAGCUCGGCAAAAUGCUUCGUCUGCUGGGCCUGAAGAAGAAGCGUUUAGUCAGACUGCUGCCCCUGCUGGAGUUCAUCACCUGGUCUCUGCUCAAGGAGGAAAGCGCGGGAGGAAUUUCCCAGUUGUGGCUUUUGGCAAAGCAAAGGACCUGGAAAGCAGGAAUUUCAAGAUACAUUCCAAACUCAGUGUGGAGUUGGAUUAGCUCUGCAUCAGCUGAUGUGAUUCUGGACCCCAACACCAACCAUCCCUGGCUGCAGCUUUCAGACGACCAGCGUAAGGUCCAAGAAGGUCUGUCGGAGUCCGACCUGCCUCACACCUCCCAGCGCUUCGACAGCUGGCCCUGCGUGCUGGGCUGGCAAGGCUACAGCAGCGGGCGCCACUAUUGGGAAGUGGACAUAGCGAACAACGGCUACUGGCGCAUCGGGAUGACGACCGCCGACUCCCAACGGCAGGGCCGCUUCUCCAUGUGCCCAAAGCUGGGCUACUGGGUGCUGUGGCGAAGCACGCACCACUUCUACGCCUGCACCCAACCCGAGACGCAGCUGCCGCUCGGCCUGGUGCCCCGCCGCAUGGGCGUCUAUUUAGACCACCAGGAAGGCCAGAUCUCCUUCUACAAUGCGGAAACCAAGUCUCACAUCUUCACCUUCACCGGUUACUUUAAAGACAAACUCUACCCGCUGUUCGCUCCAAUGGACGGCCGCACACUCAUGACAGUCAUCGAGCCACAGAAAAACGCCAAAAACUGACACUAACACGCCAAACCGGAAUGAACAGAAAAAAACAAGAAAAAUGAACUUCAAUAAUCUGGCAUUCCCAGAAAUGAGAAGAGGAGAAAACCAAUUAUUUUAUUUCUAAAGUGUUACUUAGGUUUGACUUUUAUGUAUAUAUAUAUAUUAUGUAUGUAAAGACUCUGUAAAGUGCUAAUAACACUAUCAAUAGAGCUGAUAUCCAAUGGUAGCACUUUAAAUGUAAUGUUGGAAAAUGUUAUGUGACCAAAGCACAGAACGUGCAUGACUAAACUUUAAGUUAAAAUGAUGAAAAUGUAUCUUAAAAUAUAUUAAAACAUAGAAUGUUUUUUUUUUUAAAGGCUGGAGCUAAAAAGACUUGAUGGAACUGAUUGAGCAUCUUUUGUAUUUCUAAGUGGAGUUUCAGAUUUGCACACUAAAGGAAGAGUACAUUAAGUUGAAAGUUUUUAUCCAAUAGAAGCAUCUUGUAUUCAAUUAUAAAAAAGUGUUUUUGGUGCAUUUUUUUGUGUUUUUCUUGCUAAUAGUUUUUGUAAGAAGUACAAAGUUGUAGAAAAUGACUAGCAAAAGUGUCCUUACUGUCUCGCUUUUCGAGUAUUACUCCCCAAAAAAUA
Messenger RNA from Oryzias melastigma (Indian medaka), 2095 nucleotides. RefSeq names its product nuclear factor 7, ovary. The transcript is spliced from 10 exons. The coding region runs from base 177 to 1484 and encodes 435 amino acids. NCBI's taxonomy places the organism in Eukaryota, Metazoa, Chordata, Actinopteri, Beloniformes, Adrianichthyidae. Gene Ontology annotation, molecular function: protein binding. The record is from RefSeq and is a predicted model, not a curated record.